Messenger RNA from Malaclemys terrapin pileata, 4146 nucleotides. RefSeq lists its product as uncharacterized. The coding region runs from base 96 to 1382 and encodes 428 amino acids. The record is from RefSeq and is a predicted model, not a curated record. Gene Ontology annotation, molecular function: DNA binding. The transcript is spliced from 2 exons. Gene Ontology annotation, biological process: DNA recombination; DNA integration. NCBI's taxonomy places the organism in Eukaryota, Metazoa, Chordata, Testudines, Emydidae.
CAGGAGGCAGCACCGCCUGUUGUAAUUAGGACGCUCAUUGGCGGGAGCGAUUUUGCCGCUUCGCAUCGGGAGAGGCCGCUGCCAUCGUGCCGCCCAUGCCCGGCUGGAGGAGCCGCUGCCCGCAGAGCACGGCCGAGCCCGCCGCCUGCCCGUUCUGGGCGAUGCUGGGGCUCCUGGCCCAGGAGCCCGGCAUGGGGUGGCUGGCGGAGAGUCUCUCCGAGCGGGCGGCCCCGCGCUCGCCGCCCGCCUCGAGCCGCAGCAGACGCGGUGGCCGCUGGGCAGCUGCAAGCAGCGUCAGCACAAGCCCAGGUCCUGGUGCGGCUUCGGGCCAGGCGAGGAUGCGGAGCCCGAGGGAGCAGUGGGGCUGCCUCGCAGCGGGGGGAGAAGCCGCAGCGGAACCGGCGUUAGGAGACGCGCCAAGCGGUGGAUGCAUUUCUGGACCUCAUAUAGGAGAUGGACCUAGCCUUGUCUCUGAGCAGCAUAUGUUGGGCCCUUGGCCCUGGAAGGCCUUGGAUUUGUUGGAGCGUUCAGGAGAUGCCAGAAUUUGGCAAGCCUACCAUGCAGGCCUGAUGCACUUUUUUCUCUUCAGAGAAGAGAUGGGAAUGCCUGCAGUUUGGCCAGUUCCAGAGGAUCAAAUUAGAGGGUUUAUGGUGGCUAUGGAAUCACAAGGCUUGUCCUCACCAAAAAUACUGAUGUACUUGGCAGCACUGUCCUAUAUCUCCAAAAUCACAGGUCACCCUGAUCCUCUUCAAGAUUUUGUAACAUGUCAUAUGGUGGCAGGGUUGCAGUGGAGGGAAGGUAAUCAAAGAUAUUGCAGAUCUCAUGUAACCAUUGAGGUGUUGCGAUCUCUCUUGGGCACAGUACAAUCUGUGUGUAGCUCUCUUUAUGAAUGUUUGUUGUUCCGUGCCUUGUUUACUGUGGCUUUUUUUGGGGCUCUUCGGGUGGAAGAAGUGGUAGCAGAACACCACAACUGGGCACAGCCAGAGCUCCUGUACAUGAGUGAUGUCCAGCUGACUGAGGAAAGAGUGAACAUUUACCUGCAUACAUCCUACCUGGGCCAAGAAAGGCUUUUGAUCUCUCUUGGAUUAUCUAGCGAGACAUGGGUAUGCCCUGUUGAGGCACUGUGCAAUUACGUGGCAGCCAGGCCACGAGGGGACGGGCCUCUUUUUGUACAUUGGGAUGGUACACCAUUGACAAGGAGACAGUUCUUGGCUGUCUUCCGUUCUGCUUUAAGGUUACUUGGCCUUCGUCCAGAGCAAUAUGGUGUACAUUCUUUCUGGUUGGGAGCUGUUGUGACUGCUGUACGCUAUAGAUGUUCUGAAGAAACUAUUCUGCGCCUGGGCAGGUGGCAAGGUAUCCACCCAAAGAGGAGACAGAAGUAGUCAACCACAGAAGCCAAAACAACAGCUAAUGUUCUCUGGUCUAUUCCACUUGCUGAUGCAGUAUUGUUUCCUCACAGUGUGUGAUCUAGUGCUCUGAUGCAUUAACUUUGAAGUAAUGGAGCAACUUUUUCAGAGAACAUUCUAGUUAAUUGACAUUUCUUGAGUUUGCAGUGUGCUGCCCUCUGCGUUUGUUUAUAAGCUAUGUGUGUUGGGGAUUGGACUUCAUGUCUCUUUGCAAAAUUUACUUGCAAGAAUUGCUUACCUAGUAAAGUCUUCAUGAUCAAUAAACUUGCGGUUCAAUCUCUUUUCAAACUUGUCUGGCCUUCAUUGUGGCAGGUCAACAAACUGUUUCUAUGCCACAUCUCAGCAGGAAAUAAACUAAGUCUUGCAGCCUUACUGCUGUUAGACUCAAUGGUAUAUUUAAUUGGGACAUGAGGACAAACAAUCUUGUAUAUUGGGAUUGCAAGCAGUAUAUUGCUAAACUGAAACUUCCUAAAUGGAACUUUAGGCAAAGUGUACAACUUGUUAGGUCAAUUAUACAAAUUAUAGAUAAUGCAAGAACAAGAUAUGUUCAAUGAAACUAAAAGGAGAAAUUCAGAACAAUAGCUUAAAUAAAAGGAUGGCAGAAGACUGGAACUUGCUGUCACUAAAACUAACUGAGGGCAAGAACUUAACAUGAUUCCAGAAGGUAUUAGCUGUCUAUAGGGAUAUCCAAAGUGUGCAUAACUGACUACAGACUGUUUUUUAGCAACCCUUCCAAUAGCUAAUAUCCGUCUGAGACCUAGAUGGGGUAAAUAAUUCACCAAAUUCUACCAAAAGUUUAAUUGCCAAUAGUCAGUGUGACGAUGUAUCUCACCAGGCUUUAUGGAAAUAUGCUUAUGAAGAUAUAUAUGACCUAACUGGAAUAUGUGUUGUUACCUAUGCCAUGUAACAUCUCUGUAAAGGUUAUGAUCUACUGAAUACAUUCCUCCUAUAUGUAUGCAUGUAUCAUUUUUGUACUUGAAGUUACGAAUAUUGGCUGUAUACUUGCUUGAUUUCUAAGUACCCUUAGUAGAGCAUUUGGUCAGCUUCUUGCGAAAGCAAUGGGCGAAUUAAGUGCCCAGUCAAGAAACAAUUAAAGAACAAUGAAUCUUGGAAAGCUCCAAUCCACAUAAGAAGUCUACCUGAGGCCGUUCAGGGUAGCAUGUAAACAAUGGCUGCUGCCUGUAAAAACUGAGUGGCAAGUCACAUGUCCGUGCAGGAAUGUGAUUCCAAAACGCCAUCUUGGAGCGGGACUUUGCAUAGGAGAGAGGAGGGGGUUGCCACCCACAAGAGUCUAAACCCCUGGGAGACCCCUCCAUUUUGUCUUCAGCUGGCUCAAGAGAUAGGUAUCCUUGGGGGUGGAGAGGCUGAGAGAAACUGGAACAAAGGACAGUAGCUACAGGGGAUGUGAGUGAUUGCUGGACCCAGACUAGGAGACUAGUCUGUAAAAGGAAGCUUACUAGAACACCUCUGAGGUUGAGAUUUUAUCUGUAUUCAGUUUGCUUACUGUAUUAGAGUUGCAUGUUCUAUUUUAUUUUGCUUGGUAAUUCACUUAGUAAGACAGAACAACUUGGAACCACUUAAAUCCUACUUUCUAUAUUUACUAAAAUCACUUAUUAAUUAACCCAGAGUGUGUAUUAAUACCUGGUGGGGGCAAACAGCUCUGCAUAUCUCUCUAUCAGUGUUAUAUAGGGUGACCAAUUUGAGUUUACCCUGUAUAAGGCUUAUACAGGGUAAACUGGACUUAUCUGGGGUUUGGACCCCAUUGGGAGUUGGGCAUCUGAGUGUUAACUGAAAGCAGCUUAAGAAGUGUUCCUGUCUUUAAGUCUAUAGCUUUGGGAACUGUGGUUCAGACCCUGGGUCUGUGUUGGAGCAGACAGGGUGCAGGAGUCCCAAGCUGGCAGAGAAAGGAGGGGCAGAAGUAGUCUUGGCACUUCAGCUGGUAGUCCCAAAGGGGUUUCUGUGAUCCAACCACUUAAGGCUGAGAGUUCAGAGAAUUUAACUUCCAGUAUCCACUUCAGGUCUCUCCACCAACCCUUUGCCUCUUGGCCAGAGAAGGUGAGGUUACUGUUAGGACUGAGCUGUCUUCAAUAUUGCUAAAGAUUAGUUAACAUGUACCGAACUACAAACUGGGAGCAUUAACUAAUCCUUCAGUAAUCGUGAAGAGCCUUUCACUGGGACACAUGGCAAACUCUUCAUAGGGCUGGAAUUGAAAACUAGGUGGAAGACUGGACUCCCUGCUCUGGCCCAUUUAAUCAGAUGAAGAGGCAGAAGUAGCAUGAAGGUAUUUAAAAGCCCUGGAUGUGGCAUUGAGGAACUUGACUAUAAGGUUGUCUACCUAGGGGCAGUUCCUGUGUAGAGGAGGCUGUGGCCUGCCAAGAUUCAAGACACUGCUUGGCCCACAGGUAGCUUCGGGUAGACUGCUAUAACUUGGGCAGCUUCCCAGGGCUGUCUAAGGUCAUGCUAGAGCAGCCAAGGAGUAGGACCAUACAAGAGCUCCCAUCCCCAUAGUUACAAUUUCUGCAUAUCUCCUAAUGAUGUAGUACUGAAUCUUAUCCCAAACUGGGAUCACACUGUAGUAUGGGAGAGGCUUUGGGAAGCUUAUUCUCCACCCACCCCCCCCACUCCUAACCAAACCCAUUUUUAACCAAUACAGAUAUCUAGAUCCCAAGAUGCUAUCUACUGGUUGCUUCCACUUCUACUAUACUGCCAUCUUAAACAUUAAAUAUAAGCUGUUACUUAA